AUGGGCUUGGAGCUCUACCUCGACCUCCUGUCGCAACCCUGCCGUGCCGUCUAUGUCUUCGCCAAGAAGAACGGCAUCUCCUUCCAGCUGAACACCGUGGAUUUACUCAAAGGGCAACAUGUGAGCGAGCAAUUCUUGCAGUUGAACUGCCAGCGGAAAGUUCCUGUCCUCAAAGAUGGAAAUUUCGUGUUGACCGAAAGCUCAGCCAUCCUGAUGUACCUGAGUUCCAAGUACCAGGUGGCGGACCACUGGUACCCAGCUGACCUGCAAGCCCGUGCCCGUGUCCAUGAGUAUCUAGGCUGGCAUACUGAUAACGUCCGUGGCAUCUUUGGAGUGCCCCUGUGGACCAAGGUGUUGGGGCCACUCAUUGGGACACAGAUUCCAGAGGAGAAAGUCGAACGGAACCGAAAGAAUAUGUUCGAGUCUCUGCAGCGUCUGGAGGAAAAGUUCUUUGGGAAUGGGACCUUCCUUACUGGCCAUCAGGUGACGUUGGCUGAUCUUAUGUGUCUGGAGGAGCUGAUGCAGCCGGUGGCUCUUGGCUGUAAUCUGUUUGAGGGACGGCCACAAUUGACAGCAUGGCGAGUGCGGGUGGAGGAGUUCUUGGGUGCCGAUCUGUGUCAGCAGGCCCUUGGGCGUAUCCUGAGCAUUCGGGAACAGGCAGCCAAAAACGCCCUACCUGUACCCUAUCCAGAGGUCCAGUCCAGAAUGAUGCUUCGAAUUGCUAGGAUUCCCUGA
Molecule: messenger RNA, 735 nt
Organism: Microtus ochrogaster (prairie vole)
Lineage: Eukaryota; Metazoa; Chordata; Mammalia; Rodentia; Cricetidae
Source: RefSeq, a predicted model, not a curated record